CGCGCCACUGAAAACGUGAAUAAUGUGAUAUGGCAAAGUAACUUCGCAACGCUGCACGCGUGUACGGUCGCCAGUGGCUUAGAUUUAGUUGAAAGUGUUUGAUAUAAUUUUUGCGCGGUUUUUCGAAAGUUGGUUAGAGUAACCACCAAGCAUGUCGGCUGACCAAGUAUUCCACUCCCGGUCAGAGGGUAUCCCCUCCGAGGGAGUGAAGGACCAGUACGCAGACGGCAAGGCGGCGCGAACGUGGCACAAGUUUGUGGGAGACACGACGGUGCGGACACAGAACUAUAAGAACUUCCUCAUUGGACUGCUGAGGAAGCAUGGCUGCGUCAAUGUGCUGGACAUCGCUUGUGGAACUGGCAUCGACUCCAUGAUGUUGGUAGACGAAGGCUUCAAGGUGGUCUCAGUGGACGCGUCCGACAAGAUGUUGAAGCACGCGCUUAAAGCGCGCUGGGAGAAGAGGAAAGACACCAAAUACGAUGAGUGGAUCAUCGAAGAAGCCACUUGGGAAACCCUUCCCCGCGACAUCCAACCGUUCCUCCCGCCGACCAAGUUCGACGCGGUCAUCUGCCUCGGCAACUCAUUCGCCCAUCUGCUCGACGAGCACGGCGAUCAGAGGGUACAGAAGAUGUGUCUGCAGAACUUCGCGGAAUGCCUGAAACCGGGAGGCCUGCUGUUCAUAGACCAUAGGAACUAUGACGCCAUGAUCGACAGUGGCGCCGCCCCUGGACACUCUAUUUAUUAUAAUUGCAAAUACCCCGUGGACAUCAAAACGUCGGUACUGGUGGUGCGCGGCAAGCCGCAUCUGGUGGCCCUCGACUACUGCAUAGACACCGGCGAGGGCGACUCUGGGAAGAGCGAGUUCCGUCUCUGCUACUACCCGCACAAACUGGACAAGUUCACGAAUAUGCUGGACGAAGCCUUCGCGUCGGGCGCCAAGCACCACAUCUACGCGGACUUCAAGCCGCUCAGCGAAGUGCCCGUACCUGGCUUCUAUAUUCACGUCAUGGAGAAGCCGCGGAAUUGACCAUGACCUUGACCAUACUAUACUUUGUACCUUUUUAUUUAAUAAAUUAAUUACCCAAUUUCCA
This is a messenger RNA of Ostrinia nubilalis (European corn borer), 1091 nucleotides long. Its product is annotated as glycine N-methyltransferase. Gene Ontology annotation, molecular function: identical protein binding; glycine N-methyltransferase activity; S-adenosyl-L-methionine binding. Gene Ontology annotation, biological process: protein homotetramerization; S-adenosylmethionine metabolic process; regulation of gluconeogenesis. The record is from RefSeq and is a predicted model, not a curated record. The transcript is spliced from 6 exons. Lineage: Eukaryota; Metazoa; Arthropoda; Insecta; Lepidoptera; Crambidae. The coding region runs from base 152 to 1027 and encodes 291 amino acids. Gene Ontology annotation, cellular component: cytosol.